AUGGAGGAAAAAGACCACAUGACUGUAGACCAAGGCAUGCGGGUGGACUUACCCGCCAGCCCAGACAAAACAGGACAGAGUGACGGAACUCUACACACAGAACGUGGGACUGAACUUGCUUCUAGAGAGUCACCGAUCCAGGAGAGACUGUUGAGGCCCUCAGAACUGGAAGAGGGGACACUAUCCAGAGGGUCACCGAUCCAGGAGAGACUGUUGAAGCCCUCAGAACUAGAGGACCGGACUGCGAUAAAGGUGUCGCCCAUCCAAAAGAGACUGAUGGACUCACCAGAACUGACUGACAAAACUGAUGCUGGAGCCCAAAUACAGCAGAAAAACCCUACCAACCUUGACAUAGCUCACCUAGCGGACAAUCAGAAUGAUCAGGCAGACACUGACCUGACUGGACAGAGUAGGGCUGACCUGAUAGUCCCGGAUGGCCAAAACCGAAAUCCUGACGUACUGUUGACUGACGUCAUGCUUCUCCAACUCAAUGGAGAAGCAUGA
This is a messenger RNA of Knipowitschia caucasica, 504 nucleotides long. NCBI's taxonomy places the organism in Eukaryota, Metazoa, Chordata, Actinopteri, Gobiiformes, Gobiidae. The record is from the annotation of a GenBank genome assembly.